Messenger RNA from Saccostrea cuccullata (small rock oyster), 947 nucleotides. RefSeq names its product phosphatidylinositol N-acetylglucosaminyltransferase subunit Q-like. Gene Ontology annotation, cellular component: endoplasmic reticulum; membrane. The record is from RefSeq and is a predicted model, not a curated record. Bases 1 to 927 code for a protein of 308 amino acids. NCBI's taxonomy places the organism in Eukaryota, Metazoa, Mollusca, Bivalvia, Ostreida, Ostreidae. Gene Ontology annotation, biological process: GPI anchor biosynthetic process. The transcript is spliced from 8 exons.
AUGAUAGCCAAUCUGUGUUGGAGGCAGUUGCUGGACUGUGUGUUGGGGAUUACAUUUACUUAUUUCUUUAUCAACUACAAUAUGACAGAUUAUGUGGCAGCACUUAUCAUCACUUGGGCUUAUGAAGUAGCAGAAAAUCUUCAUUCUCUGGUAGAAUGGUUGAUGGGGGCCCCAGCGGGUCUAAAAUUAAACAAACAGCUGACAGAGUUUUUAGGUCAUUUCUUCCUCUACCAUAUUUACCUGUGGAAAGGUUACCUUGGAAUUCUACAGACAGUCCUCAGUAGCAUGCUCUGGUACUCCUCACUUUUGGGACUGCUGGGGAUAACUGCCCAGCUGUGCUUCCUUCGAGAUGUGAUAUCCAUGAUGUCUUUACAUAUAUACUGCUUUUAUGUUUAUGCAGCAAGGCUGUAUCGAUUCCAAGUGUAUGCUUUGUCUGCCUUUUGGCGUUUAUUUCGAGGGAAGAAAUGGAAUGUGUUGCGUCAGCGUUUGGAUUCCGUCCGCUAUGACGUAGACCAGCUUUUUCUUGGAACCCUUCUUUUCACUAUUCUUCUCUUCACUCUUCCAACAUGUGCUCUGUAUUAUGUUGUUUUCACUAUGCUUCGACUUGUUGUUCUAUUAGCCCAUGAACUCAUUGAUAAAGUCAUACAAUCAUUGGAUUUACUACCACUAUAUUCAGUUUGGAUGUGGUGUAUAAAUUCCAGAUAUAUAAAGGGGGAUAUCCUUUUCAGUAUUAUUCCUCACAGUGAGAGGGAUGAGUCAUCAACAUUCUCAUUACAAAUAAUACAGAUGCCUUUUCGAAAACUGUUGAAGAGAAGUGAAAACCCGUUUCGAAAUGCCGCUAGUCAACAUUACCAUUGGAGCAAAUUGAUUGGUGAUCUCGUGAAAGGACAUCUGAUUUAUCCUUGGGUUGAAGUGUCUCAGUCUUAAUAAAGUUUAUCUCUAACUUA